GCUGCUGCUGCAGGCUUCCAAGACGUGGCCUUGAGGCCGGCGGGCAACGGGUCCCUCAAACCUCGAAUCCGGGGCUGCCCCGCGCAGUUUGAGCUGAACGGGGCAGUCCGGCAAGUGGCAGCCGUGCGCCUGGAGGGCAGCGACUUCCUGGGGGUUCGCUCAGGCCACUUUUGUGCAGCAUGGAGGCGGCAGCGUGGAAGGGCCCCUGUUCCUCUGCAGGUGGUUCGCACAGAUGCCCCCUGUUCUUCCAUCGCAGUCAGCCCCCACCUGCCCGGCGAGCUGUCCAUUUGCACCCUGGAAGGAGCGGUUUACCUGUGGCAUGUUGAGAUGGGGCUUCGGCGGCUGCACCAGGACGGCGACGGCAUGUUUUUCCGUGACCCUUCCCCUUGGCGCUGGAGCGAGUUUUCUGCCCACCCGCGUGUGCUCACUUUUGCUGACCGCACGGGCCUGAAGGGUCUUGACCAGAGGGUGCCCUCUGGGGGCCACUUUGAGCUCUUCAAGGUCGGGGGUGAAGCAGAUUGCCAGCGUGGGGAGCGCCUGCUCCUGUCCAAGUACCUGGGCCAUUCAGAGCCCUACCACCACUUAGUGGCUACGCAGUUUUCGGCCUUUGUGCUGGACGAACGCUUCCCCCUGGUGCCCGUCCUGCGCUGGGAGCACAUGAUGCAGUGGCCGCCCAUCUAUGCCCACCUCACGCCUGCCGGGGCUCUGCAGCACAGCCACACGGUGCUCCUGGGCACCCACCACUCCCAGGAGCUGCUCCUGCUACAGUACUCAGGUGGGCAUGGCCUCCCUUGCCAGCUCCAAGGUGCACCUCAGAAGCUGCCAUCCACCAAGGAGUGCCUGCCCCACUUCCCGGCACAAGUGCCUGUCAGGCAGAGCGCCCUCAGCCAGCGUCUCUCAGUCCCCACAGCAGGCAUUGCAGCAGCCCUCGGCCAGCAGGACCACACCCAGACGCUGCUGGUCUUCCAGCUUUCCGAGGCCGGAGACCUGUUCUACCAGCCGCUGCUCCCGCAGGCCGGCGGGGAGGAGGCUGAGGGGCAGGCACCCACUGACUCGGGCCCGGAGGCCAGCUUCGGGGGUGCUGCAGCAGACGCGCCAUGCCGGGACUCCGUUCAUCCAGACGACGCGUCUUCAAGGACAGCUUGUACUCCCGCGGCCGCGGUCCUCUACCGGCGCUGGCUGAGGGCCUUCCUCAGGAAUUGGAAGUGGGCCCCCACCCAGGGCGACCUGCGCCCUCCCACCACGAUCAGCCAGAGCAGCCUCUUCACCCACCGAGAGAUGAGGGAGCUGGUGGGGAGCGUCCCUUCUUCCCUGGAGGCCGCCUGCCACCUGCGCAAAGCCAUGCAGGAACAGCGACUCCUCUGCUCCUGGGGGGACGAGAGCAGGGCCCCCAUGCCCCCCGCCCCCCAGGGACCCCCAGGCGAACUUGGCCAGCGACUCGCAGCCUCCUGGUCUGGCGACUGGGCGGCCUGGUGGCUGGAGAAGCCGGACUCCCGGGAGGACUCGGAGCUGCUCUCCUCGCAGACCCUGCAUGCCUGCGGAAUCCCCCGGGAGCGCCGCCAGACCCUGCGCAGGUACCUGGCUGUGCUGGACGAGCCUCCUGAGCCACCACCGGAGGAGGACCUGCCCGCCAGCCAGAUGUCGGCCCUGGGCGGCAGCCAGCGAGGCCCCUCAUCCUCCCAAGGCUCCCAGCUGAAACGGGCCCGCAUGGGCUUCUGA
Molecule: messenger RNA, 1719 nt
Organism: Python bivittatus (Burmese python)
Lineage: Eukaryota; Metazoa; Chordata; Lepidosauria; Squamata; Pythonidae
Source: RefSeq, a predicted model, not a curated record